Molecule: messenger RNA, 5896 nt
Organism: Harmonia axyridis
Lineage: Eukaryota; Metazoa; Arthropoda; Insecta; Coleoptera; Coccinellidae
Product: integrin alpha-PS2-like
Exons: 21
Coding region: 278-5017 (1579 amino acids)
Biological process (GO): cell adhesion mediated by integrin; cell-matrix adhesion; cell-cell adhesion
Cellular component (GO): external side of plasma membrane; integrin complex
Molecular function (GO): integrin binding
Source: RefSeq, a predicted model, not a curated record
AAAUUUUCAGUCGCAUAAGCACUCGAACCUUGUAAAGAACGCAAGAUCCACAAAUUCAAAAUGUGCGCGCCUCACAAAUGAACACCGAACGAAGUUGCUAAACGCAUAAAGUUCCUACGACGAUAAAAUCGGCAAUAAAGUCUAUAAUGAAUUCCAAAUAGCCGUACGAACACGGUGUCCGUAAAAAAAUUCGCACUUCACGUCGACGCGCUGAAAGUAGGAUUUGGUUUUAGACGUGCGUGUUUUUCUGUUGUGAUAUUUUCGUAAACGAAAAAAAAUGUGUCAGUGCAAUUUACUUGUGUUUGGUGUUGUCCUGUUGACUUGUUGUGUUUUGGGAGUGACUUGUUUUAAUAUCGAGAGUUUUCACUAUGCGGUGUAUGGAUCACCAGAUAGGCACAAGUCGAUGUUUGGAUUCACUGUGGGUUUGCACAAGGAGAGGAACACAGGAUGGAUCUUGAUUGGAGCCCCAGAAGCUCAGUCUAGGUAUCAACCAGUGCGAAGUGGUGGGGUUGUGUACAAAUGUCCAAUAGACAGGGAUGAAAACUGCGAAGAAGUACCCUUUGACAGGAAAGGGAAUAACAUCAGAGAUGGCUCAGACAUUGACCAGAAAGAUGGACAGUGGUUUGGAGCUACUUUGAGCACUUCAGGAAGGAAUAAUGGACCAAUUGUGGCCUGUGCCCCAAGAUACAUCUGGUACGCCUUGACAAAGAAAAGGAGAGACCCUGUAGGAACCUGCUACGUCUCAAAUGGAGCCUUCACAUCUUUUGCGGAGUACUCUCCCUGUCGAACAUCCCAAUGGGGAUACCACAGACAGGGGUCAUGUCAGGCUGGAUUUAGUGCAGCGAUCAACGAGGAAGGAGACAGACUGUUCCUAGGAGCUCCAGGCAGUUGGUACUGGCAAGGACAAAUGUACUCUGUCGACGCACAUGCCAAGUUCGUCUUUACCCCUGGCUUGUUCUCACGAUUUGGCGGUAAAGGUCAGGUAAUACAGCAGAGCACAGAAACUAGACCUGCAGUGUUCUCAACCAAAGAGGGUACGGCCAAAGAUGACGAUUCAUAUCUUGGUUACUCGACCAUAAAAGGUGAUUUCGCCGGUAAUGGAGUGGAAGGAGUGGCCGUGGGAAUGCCCAGGGGUGCCAAUCUUCACGGUAAGGUCCUGCUGUACACUUGGAACCUAACGAACUUCAAGAACUUCAGCGGGGAUCAGCUUGGUUCUUAUUUUGGCUACGCCUUGGCUUCUGUCGAUGUUGAUGGUGACAAGAAGGAUGAUAUUGUUAUUGGGGCCCCCAUGUAUACCAUACCUAAUAACGAAGGGAAGUACGAGGUCGGUAGGGUCUAUGUUAUAUAUCAUGGAGGGUUCAGGGGUACUUUCAGCUCAUCGUACGUUAUCGAAGGUUUCAAGUCGAAGUCAAGGUUUGGACAAGCUUUAGCAGGGUUGGGUGACAUCAAUCAAGACGGCUAUGGAGACUUCGCUGUUGGAGCACCAUACGAUGGACCAAGAGAACGUGGUGCAGUGUACAUCUACCACGGAUCAGAGAAGGGAGUCAGAAAGACAUUUUCCCAGGUCAUCUACGCUGAAGAUGUUUCUUACGGUCCUUCCAUACAACCGAACUUGGCACUGGCAGAUCAUCCAGAAACGUUUGGUUUUUCUGUAACUGGAGGUAUAGAUCUUGAUGGAAAUGAUUACCCUGACUUCGCUGUUGGUUCUUACUUGUCGAAUUCAGCCUUCUUCUUCAGAUCACGACCUGUGGUGAGAGUAGAAGCCUUUGUCAGAUUCUUAACUCCAGGCAAACAAAUUGACAUAAAAGACGAGAGCUGUCAAUUGAGGGAUGGUGAAAAGGUGGCCUGUACCUCCAUCGAUUUCUGCGUGAAAUAUAGUGGUAAAGGAAUCCCAGCAGCGAUAAAUCUAGAAGUACAAUACAUCCUGGACACCAGACAACCCAAGAGACCAAGGAUGGCUUUCUUAGAAAACGAGAACAUCAAUUCCAUGAACAACACAAUUCGUUUAGAAAAAGACAAAGGAGAUACUUGUGAAACAAAGAAAAUUUAUCUCAGGCCUGACUUAUACGACAAACUAACCGCCUUGGAAGCCGAAGUGAAGUACUGGAUGAAAGAAGAAGAUUACAGGAUACGAAGCACCAGAGAGGCCAGAGAUCCAAAUUCUAUGUUAAUGUCAAUUCUCGACCUAAACUCCCCACCGGUAAGAAAGGACUCUAUAGUCAUCAAGAACAACUGCGGACCUGACAAUGUCUGCAUACCCAACCUCAGCAUCGAUAUCACUCCGAACGUCCAACAGUAUCUGUUUGGCUCCAAGGAAAACCUGAAUUUCACCAUCAUCGUCAACAAUAAUGGAGAGGAUUCGUUUGGAACGUCGUUUUCUCUUGUUUACCCUGACGGUAUAUACUUCAAGAAGGUUGACGACAAAUCUCAGCAACAUGCUACUUGCAGGAACUCCGAAAACAGGACCCUGAAUUGCGAUAUAGGAAAUCCCUUGCCAGCUGGAAAUAUUGUCAAGUUCGACAUCAUCCUCCAACCGUAUUACAAAGAUGGCUUACAGGACACCUUUGAAUUCGACAUGUAUGUCAACAGCACAAACCCCGAACUCCAGAAAGACGUAGAAGACAAUCACAGACACAUCUCCAUAGAUGUUUGGGCUGACUCCAAUAUAGAGCUGAGAGGAGUGUCACAUCCACCUGAGCUAUACUUCAAUGAAACCAUGUACCCCAAUGACAAGAUAUACAAAGAACAAGACAUUGGCCCUCAAGUUAUCCACACUUACUUCCUACGGAAUUUAGGUCCUGCCAACAUUGAGGAGACUGAGUUGUUGCUUUCUUGGCCUUUCGCGACCUUGGAAGGGGAGAGUUUCCUCUAUUUGAUGGAGCAACCACAUACUUUGGGGAAUGUCAAGUGUCACUUCGUGCCAGAAGCUAACUACCUCAACCUCAGCAUCGAAGAAAACUUCAGUUGGGAGAGGAUCAACGUGAAGGAAUCUUCCAUUGAGUUCCACUCUGUAGUCUCAGGAGGAAGAGUCAGUCUCGAAACUGACGUCAUCACAACAGGAGUAAGUGGUGGCGCUGCGAUCAAUCCUAGCCAAGAAGACAUAACGUCCCUUGUGGGAGGAUCUGAAGACAUAUCAGUGAUUGAAAUGCAAAGACAAAAUGGCUCAGUUUCAUCAUCAGGAGCUUUCGGAGGUGUUACAACGACCACUUACUCUGAAUACGAAACUAAAGUGAUCGAUGGUAUUCCCUACACCAUGGUUACCAACACUACAACCGUUCGAGAUGGUAGGGGAAAAAUCCUCAACACUUACGUUCGUAAAGGUAAAAGUGACCAUCAUGCCUUGGGUGUCCCUCAGAGGGGUAGUCAGGGAACCAGCAGAGUGGACGAAGGCAGGAUCACCACCACUCAUACCAAAUACGAAACGAAAAUCAUCCAAGGCGUUCCAGUAACAACAGUUACCAACACCACAACCAUCUCAGACGCUGUAACCGGUGAAAUUUUGAGCACUAGCACUGUGAGCGAAGGUAGUGCGUCUCAUGUACUACCAGCAGGUGGCGCUUCUGGCGGUAGUUACUUCGAAAAGACCGAGUCCAGCGGGGUGACCAAUCUGAACAGUUAUCCAAUCGAUGGUAGGCCUAUUGUCAAUCGUAUUGAGGGAAAGAACUUCACCAUAACUAGUCAAGGGGGUACACAAGCUGGCAGGGUGUUCCAGUGGGAUAAAAAUAAUGGUGGAAGGCAGGAAGAGAGGAGAUACCAAACAGACUAUCGAAUUGGACCAUCAACAAGCCAACAGAGCCAAACGACAUACUCAGGCUCCCUGGCUGGCGGAAGCCAAAGCAGCACAGGGUACCAACAGAACGGCACCAGUUAUGGUCUUUAUGAUUCAGGAAACAAAGUGUACGAAGGCAGCUAUGAAAACGAAUAUAUCGAGGCUUCUGAAGAGGGUGACCAGUCUCAAACUGGAUAUUUCGACGAAGAAGGCAUCUACCACUCCUACAAAAAGGCUGUUAGUGUCGACGAAGGUUCAAACGGUUCUUUCGUGGAAGAAUAUGGUUCUAGCAGAGGUGGUGCUGUUGACUUCAACCAAGACCUUGGAAAUCUUGCAGCUAAUAAAGGGUUCACCACCACUUUCACCCAAGUGAGCAACGGUAAUGAGAUGCAUCUUGGUGGUAGUGGUAGCGUUGGUGUUGGUGCUACUGGUGGUCAAGGAGCUGGCGGGAAAAGAGUUACUUUCACAGAAGAAGUUUCUUUAACUGGGACGUAUGACCCUGACACAGGACGUUUCAUACCAGAUGCAAGACAAGACAGAAGCUCCAAAGCAACAUCGCAGGGUAGCAAGAGAUCCUCCAAGAAGUCCAGCUCCUCCAAGCAGCAAUCAUCUCAAUCCAGCAGCAGUAGUUCUUCGUUCUCCAAGCAAGAACGCUGGUCCAGCUCAAAGUCUGUCUCUCCGCCUCAAAACUCAAUCGAAGGAGACAACGUACCAACGAACAGACCAACAUACGGAUACAUGGGAAGAAAGAAACGUCAAGCAGUUUAUCAACACAGGGUGUUGCAUUACGACAAGGCAAUGAUGCAGGCCAUCCAGUGCCAUUCUACCAAGUGUUUCAAUGUGAGGUGCGUUGUUGGAAGAUUGGCACCAGAGAAGGAAGUUGUGGUGGCUUUCAGAGGUAGGAUAAGCGCUAAGGUCUUGAAAAACGUGACCGACCACUCGAUUAAAUUCUCCUCCAUGAUGGCAGCUAAAAUAACCAAACUACCUUUCUUCGGGAAAACAGACAAAACCAACGUCACAACGUUUGAGAUUGAAACCAACGUACCUGGACCACCACCUGAGAUCAAAUCCGAUGUGGUACCACUGUGGAUCAUUUUACUAUCGGCCAUCGUAGGCACUCUCAUUUUACUGUUGGCCGUAUUGUUACUCUACAAGCUCGGUUUCUUCAAGAGGAACCGACCUUCCAAUGCACCAGAACGACAGCCCCUCAACCGCAACGGUUACCACCAUGGAGACGAAGCAUUAUAGAACGUGUGGACGGUGUCUAACGACCCAACGAACAAGACUUGAACGAUUGAUAUUAAUUAAUUUAUUCGAGAGUGGAUGUGUUUAUAGUUGAAUGUCUAUCAAUUAAGAAAUUUAUCGAAAAAGAGUCAUGAGCUCUGAACGUAUGCCAUAGUGAAAUAUUCUAAGAUCAUCCUUCGUUCUACAGCAUAGAGAAAGUGAACAAAAGUUAGAGCGAAACAUUAUAAAUUAGCAAUUAAUUAUAAUUGAUUAAUAUCACUUCAUUAAUCAAUUAUUAUUAUACUGUAGUUGAUCAUCAGUUUUAGCUACGCCCAUAACAUAAAGAUCUGCCCACUUAGAUUACACUGCCAUCUGUAGUUAAAACGGUAGGUGUAAAAAUAGAUCGUAAGCCAAUCAGGUCCAGUGAUAUUUUAACAGACUAAUUAAAAUUAAUCCUAGAUAACAGUGCCUUAAAUUCGUAAUAGUGCCUGAUAAUGUGAACUUUAGAAUUUAAUAAGUCAUGCCAUAAUUAAAUUCGAGAGGUGUCUCUCCGGAAAUUGAGAUUUUAACGAAUACUUGAUAUAUUUGACACAUUUCCUAGAUGAGCUAAAAACGAACAAUACACAAAACUCCAGAACGAAACAGAUAAAAAUUGACAGUUUUAGCAAGAAACUGCUAUCGAGACUGAACAAACCGGGAAAUGUGUCGAGUACUGUACAAAAUCCUUUAGUUGUUGACAAAUUGUAAUGUUUGUGUUUUUAUUUAUUUAUAGAAUUCGCGAGAUGUACUUAUAUCUUGUUAAUUCUUCAGAUGACUAAUAUUUUAAUGAAUUCGAAAAUUAUCUAAAAGAGAAUUGUAUAUUGUAUUUACGAAUUGACUGUAAAUAAAAUUAUUAUGUUAAAA